Messenger RNA from Boleophthalmus pectinirostris (great blue-spotted mudskipper), 4882 nucleotides. RefSeq names its product RNA binding protein fox-1 homolog 2-like. The coding region runs from base 739 to 2133 and encodes 464 amino acids. NCBI's taxonomy places the organism in Eukaryota, Metazoa, Chordata, Actinopteri, Gobiiformes, Gobiidae. The record is from RefSeq and is a predicted model, not a curated record. Gene Ontology annotation, cellular component: nucleus; cytoplasm. Gene Ontology annotation, biological process: nervous system development; regulation of alternative mRNA splicing, via spliceosome. The transcript has 13 exons. Gene Ontology annotation, molecular function: mRNA binding.
GAGAAUGUACAGACCCUGGGCCAGCCCACCUCAGCUCCGUGUCCUCUCUCUCGCAGCCCGGUGUCCAUACAGAUCUGACCGUGGAUCAGCCGUGCGCAGGCUCCCGGGCUCCACCAGCUGGGACCUAAACCAGAGGAAACCGUGUAGAGCCAGGUCCACACGCCAAGACACAUCCACAGCAGCGCUGCGAGGAGAGGAGCUGUGAGAGAAAGGACUGAACCAAGGAGAGGCUGCUGGAACAACACGGGCUCAAACACUACAGGCGGGAGGAGAGAGGACCGGGCGAGCUGUGGAAGGACAAAGUACUUGGCUACGCGGUGCUCAUUUCAACAUUUUCCAUUAUUGGCAGCGAAGAGCGCGCUCUCCGAGCCACAUUUAUAAGGAGAGCUAGCGGAAUGUAAUGCUAGCGGGCUAGCUAAUGUUAGCUGGCUAAUUAGCUUGUCAGGCAUCCAGGAGUCAGACGUGUGGUCUUUAUUGAAAUAGGUCACUGUUUGGCAUCCUUAAUUUCUCUAUAUUGAGUGUCUGUCACAUUUAUACCAUUUCAAUUGGCACUAUGUUCUUGUUUCGACAAGCAAAUGGAAACUUUGACAACAAAGUGUAAAUGCUGCCAGUAAUAAUAUAUUUCUAGAGCAGUUUUGUGUGCGUGUUUUGGGAAAGGGCAUUUUACAUUUGGGGUUGUGGACUAUUACAAAGGAACGCUACGCAAAGACAUUUUGACUGGAGACUGUCUGCUGUCCAAUGUUAAUGUCGACCGACGUUGCAUCUUUAAUGCUUCCCGUUAGUCGGGGAAUAAUGGACCGGGAGAGGGACAUUGAUACUGCGGCUGGAGCCCAUGCAAGCGCGACCGGGGUCCCAGCAGCUGUGCGAGGCAUGAAGAGGGGAGACCCGGAGCCUGACGCGCAGACAGCCGCUGCCCUCACUGACCUGGCCGGGGCGGAGUGCAAAAGACCCAGGAUAGAUCCAGGCACCGGGGCUGUUGUUGGAGACAUAGGACAGAACAAUGAGCCUUUAAAUCCUGGUUUCCAUGGAUACCCACCUCACAGUCAGGGCUCCCAGGAUUCGACAGGAGGACAGGAAGGACUGGUAGCUCCGCCUUUUGCAGCGUUCCCCCCUCCGCCCCCACCUCAAAACGGCCUACCCGGGACAGAAUUCGGCCCCGGGGCCAUGUUUGGUGCUGCGGGCCAGGGCACAGCAGAAGUAGGGGCCAGUGCGAAUGGGGCCAACGGUGCUGCUACUACAACAAACAAUAAUGUCAAGACAGACGAGUCGUCCCAAGGAGAGGCGGGGGUGCAGUGUGGGACAGGGGGCUCGGCAGGAGCAGGAGGAGGGUCCCCAGGAGAUUCAGAGGCCAAAGGCGCUCCAAAAAGGCUCCACGUCUCCAACAUCCCCUUCAGAUUCCGGGACCCAGACCUCCGGCAGAUGUUUGGGCAAUUUGGGAAAAUUCUUGAUGUAGAGAUUAUUUUCAACGAGAGGGGAUCAAAGGGUUUUGGCUUCGUGACAUUUGAGACCAGCGCAGAUGCAGAAAAAGCCAGAGAAAAGCUUCACGGCACACUGGUGGAGGGCCGUAAGAUUGAGGUGAACAAUGCCACAGCCAGGGUGAUGACUAACAAGAAAAUGGUCAGCCCCUAUCCAAACGGAGAGGCUCUCAGCGCACUGCCUUAUGCAGGUUGGAAAUUGAGUCCCAUGGUGGGAGCAGUGUAUGGCCCAGAGCUCUAUGCAGUGCCAGGGUUCCCGUACCCAUCGGCAGCUGCUGCAGCGGCCACCACAGCAGCAGCAGCAUUCCGCGGGGCGCACCUCCGAGGGAGGGGCCGGCCCGUUUACAGCGCUGUGCGGGCUGCGGUGCCCCAAGCCGCCAUCCCCGCCUACCCCGGUGUGGUCUAUCAGGAUGGGUUUUACGGCGCUGCAGACUUGUAUGGGGGCUAUCCCGCUGCUGCUGCGGCCGCCGCCUAUCGCUACGCCCAACCAGCUGCUGUAACCGGGGCAACCGCCGCAGCCGCCGCCUACAGCGACAGUUAUGGCAGAGUGUACACUACAGACCCCUACCACGCUUUAGCCCCAGCUGCUGCUGCGUACGGAGUGGGAGCCAUGGCCAGUUUAUAUCGGGCGGGCUACAGUAGAUUCGCUCCGUACUAAACCACAAAAUUUCAGAGGAAUUUCCCACGGCUCCAAAACACAAACCCGUUUUCCGGCUCUUUCCUUUGGCGAGAACUCCCUUCCAUUACCCCGCCGACGGACUCUAGUGGCAACUCGUGUCGUGGUUUUUUCCUCCAUUUUUUUGCCUUGUUUUUAUGUGGCAGAGAGGUCACUGCCACAUCGUCAACUCGCCUGUCCCUGUGCUUUUUAUGUCUCAACGUCAACACGGAAACAAUGGAAAAACUGCCACGUGAAAAUAGCCAGAGCUUAGUUUCGUCGGACCUGGGGCACUACUAUCAUGGAUUUUCUUUUUUAGCAGCAGCAGGACUACAGGACAGCGAGAGACUUGAAUCUGCACACUACAACCUAUUACAAAACACUAUAUCCACUGCCCUAUUGUACAGCUCAACUCCCAGUAAACGGUUUCCACUACAUUUCAAAGUGUCGGCUAGUGCGAAAAUGAAAGGAACUGCCACGGCCCACUUUACGAAGGUACUUAUCGUUUUGACACUACAUCCCUCAGAUUGAAGUUGAAUUAAGGUGAAUAAGAAAUGGACAGAACAGAUAAUGCUGGACUUUCUGUUAUGAACUCAUCUUGAAGAAAACCACUGUUGUCAACACUAAUUAACGCAUGAGAAGUAGUCUUUCCCCCCAAAAAAAUUUGUACAAAAUAAUUCCAAACUGAUGAGGAAAAAGUGACUGGUGUUUCUGCGUUACUUCACUUUUUUGCCAUGAAAAAGGUGCGUAGAUUCAUGUUGUCCUUGCUCACUUCACAGAGGUCUCCCAGUGCAACAUAAGCUAGCCCUCUCAGCGCUGAUGCAACCUUUUUCCAUUUGGAGGCAACCUAAAGCCUGUCCAAGCAGUUGGUAUCUCCACAGAUCAGCCUUUUCCUUAAAAGGAUUCAACUCUCCGCUUAGGACACAGCCAGACAUUCCAGUUAGCAGCCUUGUAGUAAUGAGCGGGUCACAUGGACGACCCAGCCGAAUGACGGAGAUUUGAAAGUAAGAACACCCACAAGGGGAGCUAAUCAUCUGCCAGUCAGCCAAAUGGAAAUAUGUCCCAGCCAAUUGAGAUGUAUUGAGAUAUUUCUGCCUGCGGGCUUUGGGCAUAGUAGCGUUCAUCAGAUGUGCACUCCAUAUAACCGAAAAUCCCAAUAGAGCAGCCUGCACUCGAAAUGGCCAAUCAAAAUGAUCAAGUCUAAUGAGGCUUACAGAAUCUGUGUGGCAAAUGUGUCUUGCUUCAGUAAUUAAUUUUAAAAUAGUCUUGUCACAGGACAGCACAUUCUGUUAUAAGUUUAUCAUCAUGCUUUCUAAAUUUGCAAAUGGUUUUAUCCAGCUGCAGAAAAAGGACUGUCUAUGUCAUGUAACACAUUUCUGUAUACUACUCUCCUUUAUACUGUUUUACAUUUUGUCUUUUUGGUUCCAAAGAUUUUCUGAAAAAAAGCACAUUUUUGGUAAUAAUUAUGUAUCUCAUAUUUCUCAUUACUUUUGCCUUCACUUUUUUUAAUGUUUUCUGCCUUAGUUGGGUGAAGCAGCCGGGGAAAUGUCAUCGAAAAAAAGGACAUGUUCAAAAGGUUACAGUAAUUUAGCAAUUCUGACCCGCAAACAAAUUGGUCCACUCAUUUUAAUAAUUGGCUUUUUUGUGUGAAAGCCAAUGUGGUGCAGAGAAAGGGAAAAUCCGAGCCAUGAGGGACCCAAACGGUAGCGGAUAUUUAUUCAUUCACGUUCGCCCCGAGGUAAACGGGAGGAAAAUGUCCAGUCAAUGUCGAGAGGGCGUGCGGGAGGGGGGGGGGGGCUCUGCAGUGGUCACCUUUUGCAACAAUGCACCCAAGUGUGUGUGUGCGGUGCAGGGACUACCACAGUGAAGGUGACAAGCUGAGCCAUUAAUCAUUCUCUGACAGGACAGCCACGUUCCCCACUGUCUUUUUGUGUCGGGGCACGGACAGAGUCAGGGGGAGUGAUGUUAUUGUGCGAUCGUGAAAAAAAAAACUAAACAGUGUGCAGUAGGUCCAAUGAGUAUUUUUUGACACGUAUACCUCUUUUUUUGGUCUUUAUUAUUCCUUAAAAGUAUUAUCAGAAGUGUUGCUAUGCAUGCUUUUGUGAGAGGAAAGGGUUUCACUUGUGCAUGAAUUUCGUAAUGCUGGAGGACUAUUGGGGGAGUUGACAAGGCAGCAGGGGAGGACUUCACUACACCGGACAUUUUGGUAGUAGUAGAAAGUACAGUGGCAGCAGAUUUACUCCAAUAACCCGAGUUAUGAUCCCUCUGUGCCCUGGCAGUAAUCACCACUCAUAAGAUAUUUAAUUUGGUAGCACUGCUGACCCACUGUUUUGUAAUGAAAGCCAAAUGAAGUAGGCCCACUCAAACACAUAACGUCCUAUAGGCAGUCUAAUUGUAAAGCUUAAUUAUCCCGGGGGGUUGCGAGCGUAGGCUUAAACAGGUGUAUGGAAGUCCCCCUCAGCUGCCAGCCCGUCCUGACUCUUAGCCGCUGACCCUUGGCUCCCUGCACUGUGCUCAAGUCAACCCAAUGGGAGUUUUUGUAUAGGGAUUUACUAAGUGGUUUUGAAUUGCAUGUGUGCGUUUUUUCAUGUCACAUGCUCCAAAAAGACCAUACCCAAGUGAUGAUAUAUUUUUGUUUUCGAUAAGUGAUGUAUUUUCACAAUGUUUUACUUUGCCAUUCUUGUGUCUGCCUUCAGUUUAUUCCCUUUCAUUAUUAUUGAAUGUAUAUACUAAAUAAACUGUUUGGUUUUUA